Messenger RNA from Cooperia oncophora, 1020 nucleotides. The record is from the annotation of a GenBank genome assembly. Lineage: Eukaryota; Metazoa; Nematoda; Chromadorea; Rhabditida; Trichostrongylidae.
AUGGGAACAACCGUUUUGGCUAGCGGAGUGGCCACUGUUACAGCAGUGGCAGUAAUAGCUUCAUUGAUUACUGUAGUCUAUAUUGUCAACGACAUCAACACCUUCUACGAUGACGUCAUUUCUGAGCUGGACAGCUUCAAAGACCUGGCCAAUUCUGCAUGGCACGAGAUGAGAUCCACACCCGAAAUGGCACGAGACAAACGCGCAGCGUUUGUAAAGCGUAGGCAAACUGGCUACAGCACAGGAACAGGAGGAUCGUGUAAUUGUGGUAGACAAGCCACCGGAUGUCCACCGGGACCUCCGGGGCCUCCUGGACAACCCGGACUGCCCGGUGAAAAUGGGCAGCCUGGACAACCGGGAAGGCCAGGAAACAGUGGUAAUAAUGGAGGUACAGGGGGCGGUGGUUGCAUCUCUUGUCCGGUUGGCCCUCCAGGACCACCAGGUCCUGAUGGAAGUGCUGGACCACCUGGACCUGCCGGAAAUCCCGGAGCUCCUGGAGGCGGAUCUGGAUUGUCACCUCCUGGACCUCCCGGACCACCUGGAGACGCUGGACAACCUGGAAGUGAUGGACAAGCCAGGAUCUCCCGGGCAAGCCGGGAGCACCUGGAACUAGCGGAGCAGGACAACCUGGACCUCCUGGUCCCUCCAGGACCAAAUGGAGCACCUGGACAACCUGGACAGGAUGGCACCGCUGGUGGUGGAAGUACUGCUGGACCACCAGGACCACCAGGACCAAGCGGAAACCCUGGACAGCCUGGAGCUCCUGGAGCACCCGGAGCUCCCGGUACGGAUGCUCCACCUGGUGGCGAUGGAGAAUACUGUCCAUGUCCUCCACGGAACGGAUAUAAUGGAGGCAGCAAUGGCGGAGGUGGCAGUAGCGGAGGCGGUGGUGGCACCAGCGGUGGAUCUGGUGGUAAAUACCCCAGUCGUAAGGUUGCUCGUCGCCGUUUUAGCAAGAAGCGUGUGUCCAGAAGUAAGACAGCAAGAAAGGUCGCGAGAAAGGUAGCACGAAAAGCUUAA